AAGUGCACAAUAAAGACGGACUCAUCCGCAGCAUGGCUGUCAGUAUAUAUUUGAAACUUGGACGAUGCGCUUCCUCUCGUCACGUUGGUUUUUUUUGUUUGUGCAUUUUGUCAAAAAUGUUAUCGUGUGUGAAUUUGAGUGGUUUGAUGAAAUAUGGAAAUAUUUCGGUGCUGUGACGUGAUAUGUGUCUUGUUACGCAAGGUGGACUCUUAGAAAAUCGGCGUUGAUAUCAAAUCAACAAAAUGACGUCUCGGCUGGACCGGCUGUUCGUGCUGCUGGAGGCAGGCUCGGGGGCGGCGACGCGGCGCGCGGCGGCGCUGCAGCUGGGCGAGGUGCAGCGCGCGCACCCCGAGGAGCUGCACCGCCUGCUGGCGCGCCUCAUGAAGCACCUGCGCGCCGCCGCCUGGGAGACCAGGGUCGCGGCCACGCAGGCUGUGGAGGCAAUAUUAUCAAAAGUACCCGAGUGGCAUCCACCGCCGUUUACUGCCAAAGAAGAGGAAUUGGAACAAGAUGACAUUGGGCGGCUGAGGUGCGAGUCGUUCGAUAUAGAGCAAGUUCUAGAACAUGGCGCACACCUCAUGGGCUCGGAGGGGCACGAGUAUGACCUGGAGGAGGAAGCGCUUUCAGCUACAGACAUGAAGGAUCGCUUGGUGAGGCAGCGUCAGCAGUUGAACUCCCGACUGGGACUGGACGUGGCAUCCUCGCUGGGCGUGGACAUCAGCGCUGUGUACAGCAAUGAAGACUUGCUCCCCGUCAGAGCCGCCAAGACGGAGGGCACCAGAAGACCAGUGCAAGAGCUGAUGUCCAAAGGGCUCAGUUCCCGCGAGAUGAACCUGGCGAAGCGUAAAGCGCGCGCCGCGUUCAGCAAGCAGAAGUCGCGCGACUGCGACGACGCGUCCGCGCCGCACACGCCGACCACGCCCACCGCGCCCGUCAGCUCCGCGCCGCCCGCGCUCGUGCUCGCACCGCUGGAGCCUGAGAGGAAGAAGAUCAAGCUGGAGCCGCCUGACGAACAGCUGCCGGACAUGUCGUGCGGCGGGUGCGCGGUGCCGGGGCGCGACGGGUCGUGGGGCGAAGGCGCGCGCUGGCCGCUGCACGCGUGGUGCGGCGCGCUGCAGGCGCAGCUGGUGAGCGCGGCGUGGGAGGCGCGCCACGGCGCCGCCAGCGCGCUGCGCGAGCUGCUGCGCGCGCCGCUCGCCGCCUCCGCCGGACACCGCGCCGGCAUGACGCCGCAGCAGAUGGAGGAUGCGCACCAGGAGUGGCUGGAGGACAUGGCGCUGAGACUACUGUGUGUGCUCGCCUUGGACAGAUUCGGUGACUUCGUAUCGGAUCAGGUGGUGGCGCCGGUGCGCGAGACGUGCGCGCAGACGCUGGGCGUGGCGCUGGCGCAGCUGCGCGCGGCGCGCGUGCGGCUGGUGGCCGAGCGCGUGGCGACGCUCGCGCGGCAGGCGCAGUGGGAGGCGCGCCACGGGGCGCUGCUCGCCUUCAAGUACUUGCUGGCGGCUAGACAGGAAUUGGCAGUAGAAUGUGGAGCCCUAGAAUACCUCAUGGCAGGGCUGGAAGAUGGGGCGGAGGACGUGUCAGGGGUGGCGGCGGGAGCCCUGGCGCCGGCGGCGGCUGCGCUGGCGGCGGCGCGACCCGAGAGGCUGGCGCGGCUGGCGGCGCGCCUGUGGCAGCUACUGCGCGACCAGGACGACCUCGCUACUCCGGCCAACGCCUACAUGGCGCUCUUGGCGGCGCUGAUGGCCUUGCCUGCUGCUGCCACUAAAUUACACCCCAUCGACUUGACUGACGUCCUCCCACGAUUGUGGCCAUACCUCGACCAUUCCGCCAGUUCUGUGCGAAAGGCGACGUUACAAACCCUUCGCACCCUCACUAAACCGCUAGUUACCUCAGAUAUCAACGGCAAGACCAACAGUAACAAUAACAUAGAAAGUGAUACAAAAGUGAACAGUGAAAGUGAAGUGAUGACCAACGGUGAAGUUAGUCAAUACCUGAUGUGGACGGCGGAGUUGCUGCAAGUGACGAUGCGACACAUAUACCAAAGGGUGCUUUUUGAGCAUGUUCCUGAAAUACAAGAAAUCGCUGUGCAGGUGUGGCAGAACCUCUUGCGGCACGCGCCGCUCGGCACCAUCCUGGUGGCGGCGUGCCCCAUGCUGGCGCUGUGGCUGUGUCUCGCCAUGCAGCCCGCGCGCCUGCCGCUCGAGGCGUCGCUGCUGCUCAACCCGCCGCCGACCGAGCAGAAGGAGCGGCGCAAUCGCGCGGGAGCGGGCGCGAGUGCGGAAGCGGGCGUUGAGGGCGAGCCGCGGCCCGGUCAGAAGUGGUAUUUGGGCGGCAGCGAGUCGCAGCCCGCCGCGCUCAGGGACGCCGCCGUCACGCGCGCGAGGUGUCUCGCCGCAGAAAUAUUAGGUUAUCUAUCGUGUUAUCUAGUCCAGCCGGCACCCGGCAUAGAAUAUAAAGCUGAAGACGAGAGUCCUAUUGACUGUUACAUUAAGGUUAUGGUGGUAUACUUGCGGUCGGGCAGCGCGCUGCAGAGGCUGGUGGCGAGCCUCGUGAUCUCGUCGUGGGCGCGCCACACCGUGCAGUACGGCCUCUACCCACCAUGCAUAGUCACUGAUAAUAAAAUACAACAAGAAUCGGAUAGUAAACAUACGGAAGAGAAGAAAGACGAGCAACCAAGUGAAUUGGCUAAAAUGGUGCCUCCCCUACUCAUCACGACCUUGCACACGUCGCUCAACCAGUCUCUUUAUUACGACGAGGUCGCUCUCAACUGCAAUAGGAUACUGCAGGAAGCACGCGAUCUGUUAGCCAUGAUGAAGCAUUACAAGCUGCCAGUUGAUAGCGAGGAGUUUAACAACAUUGUGAGGCUGGAGCAGGUGUCAGCGAUGACGGCCGCGACGCAGCCGCUGGUGGCCGCUAUGAAGGCGAAGCGCGCGGCGCCGUCGCUGGAGGAGCGGCGCGCCGCGCUUCACUCCGCCGUCGCCAACUGCACGCUCGAGCAGGCCACGCUCAACAUCUCCGUGCAAGCAGCUUUAAGCAGUGCGGUGGCGCAACUGGCCGCACUUCCUGAACGGCUCAACCCGGUAGUGCGGCCGCUCAUGGAGAGCAUCAAGAAGGAGGCCUCCGAGGAGUUGCAGCGGGCAUCAGCGCGCACGUUGGCGGCUUUACUGGCUCAACUAGUUGACAGGCAGUCGGGCCCUAACAACAAAGUGCUGGUCAACCUGAAGGCCUUUCUUAGAUGCGACCCCGAGUACACGCCGCGUAUAUCGCUAGAGAACGCGCAGGACGCCAACGGCGACUCCGGCAGCGGCGACAGCGGCGCCGAGAGCAAGGCGGAGACACUUUCUAGUCAUGGACCCACCCUGGAUAAAUUCGACGGCAUCAUAACCCUGCGCGAGCAACACCGCAGCGCGGAGCGGGUGGUGCCGCGCCGAGGCCGGCCGCCGGCGCACUCGCAGCAGCAGCAGCACGAGCUCAGCGUCGAACUGUUCCCGCACGAGGACGAGGUGAGCGAGUAUUGCAUCAUCACAACUCUGCGCGAGCAACACCGCAGCGCGGAGCGGGUGGUGCCGCGCCGAGGCCGGCCGCCGGCGCACUCGCAGCAGCAGCAGCACGAGCUCAGCGUCGAACUGUUCCCGCACGAGGACGAGGUGAGCGAGUAUUGCAUCAUCACAACUCUGCGCGAGCAACACCGCAGCGCGGAGCGGGUGGUGCCGCGCCGAGGCCGGCCGCCGGCGCACUCGCAGCAGCAGCAGCACGAGCUCAGCGUCGAACUGUUCCCGCACGAGGACGAGGUGAGCGAGUAUUGCAUCAUCACAACUCUGCGCGAGCAACACCGCAGCGCGGAGCGGGUGGUGCCGCGCCGAGGCCGGCCGCCGGCGCACUCGCAGCAGCAGCAGCACGAGCUCAGCGUCGAACUGUUCCCGCACGAGGACGAGGUGAGCGAGUAUUGCAUCAUCACAACUCUGCGCGAGCAACACCGCAGCGCGGAGCGGGUGGUGCCGCGCCGAGGCCGGCCGCCGGCGCACUCGCAGCAGCAGCAGCACGAGCUCAGCGUCGAACUGUUCCCGCACGAGGACGAGGCUCGUAAGUUGCUUAGGAUCCAAAGAAGAGGCGCUACGAUGGCGUUGACGAGUCUGACAGAGUAUUUUGGAGACCAACUGCCGGAGAAAUUGACAAAGAUGUGGGAGUUUAUCACUCAACCUUUCGAGAAAGUAAUGACUGACAAUGAAUUGGAAUCUCUAGAAGAGGAAGCAGCUGAGGAGUUAAUAUCCCGGUUGCAAGUGGUGGAAGCAGUGGCAUCGUCCGUGGGCAAGGGUCUGUGGGCGACGCUGCUGGGUGGAAUCAGCGCGUGCGCGGCGCUCACCAGAGCCAAGUACACCGCGCUGAGGCACAUGGCGGCGCGCGGGCUCGCUGCGCUGGCGGCGAGGGACCCGCAUCCGGUUAUGGACACUUUGGUUCAUGAGUUGAUCGAAGCGCUGUCGGAGAUAAGCAACGACCGCGUGCGCUGCGGCGCGGCAGAGUCGCUGGCGCGGAUGGUGGAUGCGCUGCAGCUGCAACUCGUGCCCUACAUCGUGCUGCUCGUCGUGCCUUUGCUAGGGCGCAUGAGCGACCACAACGAGUCGGUGCGCAUGAUGUCGACGCGCUGCUUCGCCACGCUCAUCCAGCUGAUGCCGCUGGACGGCGCCGUGCCCGAGCCGGCCGGCCUCUCGCAGGACAUGCGCGAGCGGAAGGCGAGGGAUAAACAUUUCCUAGAACAGCUCUUCAACCCCAAGUCCAUCAAAGACUAUAAGAUACCCGUCCCUGUGUCUGCCGAAUUGAGGAGCUACCAACAGGCGGGUGUGAACUGGUUACGCUUCUUGAACGAGUACAAGCUGCAUGGCGUAUUAUGCGACGACAUGGGGCUGGGCAAGACGCUGCAGUCCAUCGUGGUGGUCGCCGGCUCCCACUACGAGCGCAAGCUGCGCCGCGAGCCCUCCAUGCCGUCGCUGGUUGUGUGUCCGCCGACGCUCACUGGUCAUUGGGUGUUCGAAGUAAACAAAUUCAUAUCGACCAAAUACCUCAACCCCCUCCAGUACGUGGGCCCGCCCGCCGAGCGAGAGCGACUCCGCACCCACGUACACUUCUACAACCUCGUCGUUGCCUCAUAUGACAUCGUGCGCAAGGACAUAGACUUCUUCAGCAGCAUCAAGUGGAACUACUGCGUGCUAGACGAAGGGCACGUCAUAAAGAACGGCAAGACGAAAGCUUUCAAGGCCAUCAAGCAGAUCGUUGCUAACCAUCGGUUGAUACUCUCUGGAACGCCCAUUCAGAACAACGUGCUGGAGCUGUGGUCGCUGUUCGACUUCCUGAUGCCGGGGCUGCUGGGCACCGAGCGCCAGUUCACGGCGCGCUACUCGCGGCCCAUCCUCGCCGCCCGUGACCCGCGCGCGCCGCCGCACCACCUGCAGGCGGGCGCGCUGGCCUGCGAGGCGCUGCACAGACAGGUGCUGCCGUUCCUGCUGCGGCGCGUGAAGGAGGACGUGCUGCGGGAGCUGCCGCCCAAGAUCACGCAGGACUACUACUGCGAGCUGAGCCCGCUGCAGCGCCGCCUCUACGAGCACUUCUCGCGCGAGCACAUGCCGCAGGACAUCGAGUCGUCGCGCACGCACGUGUUCCAGGCUCUCCACUACUUGCAAAACGUGUGCAACCACCCCAAGCUGGUGCUGGUGGCCGAGCACCCGGAGGCGGCGCGCGUCGCCAAGCAGCUCGCCGCGCACAACUCCUCGCUGGACGACAUCGAGCACGGCGCCAAGCUGCCUGCGCUUAAACAACUGCUACUGGACUGCGGAAUUGGCACCUCCCCGCCCGCCGGCGACGCCGUGGCCGUGGUCUCGCAGCACCGCGCGCUGAUCUUCUGCCAGCUCAAGAAGAUGCUGGACAUCGUGGAGAAGGACCUGCUGCAGAAGCACCUGCCGUCGGUCAGCUACCUGCGGCUCGACGGCAGCGUGCCGCCGCACCAGCGCCACUCCAUCGUGACGCGGUUCAACACCGACGUGUCCAUUGAUGUGCUCCUGCUCACUACUGCUGUGGGCGGGCUGGGGCUGAACCUGACAGGCGCGGACACGGUGAUCUUCGUGGAGCACGACUGGAACCCCAUGAAGGACCUGCAGGCCAUGGACCGCGCGCACCGCAUCGGGCAGAAGCGCGUUGUCAAUGUCUAUCGCCUCAUCACGCGCGACACGCUGGAGGAGAAGAUCAUGGGGUUACAAAAAUUCAAACUGAUGACCGCGAACACGGUUAUCAGCAGCGAGAAUGCGGCCAUGGAGACCAUGGGCACCGACCAGCUGCUGGACCUGUUCCAGACUUCACCGGGCCCCUCCACCAGCAGCUCCCAACAGCAGCCGCCCAAGUCGGUCAUCAACAACCUUCCAGAUCUAUGGGAUGACAAACAGUAUGAAGAAGAAUACGACAUGAGCACUUUUGUCAAGAGUCUCAAGAAAAUGAAGGCUUGAACUUCCUCAGGAGCAUCACAAGGAAGUCUUGAGUAACCUUUCCCGCCACUGUAAUAAGAACCUGAUAUGGUUAGGUAUAUUUUGUCAAGAACCUCGAGAGAAUGACGACGAAAUCAUCCCUGCAGCGUCAGUCAAGUCAGGCAUAAGCAACAUUUUUAUUCAGAACCUUAAGAAAAUUAAGGCUUAAAGCAGCAACAUCAGUCAUCAUGAACAACCUCCCAGACCCCUGGGAUGACAAACUGUAUAAAGAAGAAUAUGACAUGAGCACUUUUGUUAAUAACCUGAAUAAGAAAAUGAAGGCUUCCCAGCUGCAUCAGCUAAGUCAGUCAUAAGCAACCUUUUGUUCUCUGGGAUACUAAUAUUAGUUUGAGAUAGCAUUUUUGUUCAUCACAAAAGUAUCAGUCAAGUACUUGUAAGUCAUGACCAAACUUCACAACCUGUGGAAUGUUAAAGAGUAUGAAAAACAUCAUCAUUAUCAACAACCCAUAUUCGGCACACUGUUGAGCACGAGUCUCCUCUCAAAAUGAGAGCGGUUAGGCUAAUAGUCCGCCACGCUGGCCCAGUGCGGAUUGGCAGACUUCACACACAUAAAGAAUUCAGAAAAUUCUCAGGUAAUAAAAAACUUAGUCAUUACCAAAGCUACGCUCUUUACUAUAUACAAUAAGCGAAUCAAUAACUUAGCAAAAUCAUGUACUAUAGAGACUGUAUCUGUAAUACUUUUUGUUACUAUUUUAGUUCUUUUUCUUCUACACCCAUGUGAAACUAGUUGUUAUACCAAUUUAUUCAUAAUUGAGAAAAUUUACGAAAAAGAAAUUAAAGUUCAUUUGAAUAACAUAAAUUAAUAUAUAACUUGACUCCAUAUAAAUGUGAGUACUAGAUGAUUAUUAUUUCAUUCUACAUUUACGUUAAAUUCAAUUUGAACAGAGAUGACCAACCUUUCUAUAUAUAUAUAAUGUUUUUAGUACAAACUACAUAUUUAUAUUAUUCAUUCUAUCUAAAUAUAAGCUGCAAAAAUUAUUAAAAAACUAAUUUAAUGCCUUAUUUAUUUCAUAUCAUAAUGCCAAAGGUUCGUCAUCCCUGCUAUGUCAAAGUGAAGUGACAUGUUUAGUAGUUGUUUAAAUUUUUAGGGCAUAGUAAAAUGGCCAGUGAGGCGAAGUUAAUGUAGUAACUAAUUGUAAACCUUAGAAACAUGAGGAUAACUAAUAAUACUGUAAUAAAAGUGUAAUAUUUUCUCUACGCGUAUCUCAAAGUGCCCCAAACGUUGCCUCAUUUAGAGUUUGACGGCCUCCGUGAGGUCCUUGAGGCCGAUUGAGGUUUUCCUAAUUGGUCCAGGUCUGGUUAGUGGGAGUCUUCGGCCGUGGCUAGUUACGACCCUACCGGCAAAUACAAUUCAGACGUCGAGUGGAAGUCGAAAGGUGUGUGGAUUUUCAUCCUCCUCCUAACAAGUUAGCCCGCUUCCAUCUUAGACUGCAUCAUCACUUACCAUCGGGUGAGAUUGUAAUCAAGGGCUAACUUGUAAAUAAUAAAAUAAAGACAUACUAUCCAAAUCUCUCUAGCGACUUAUAGAUUACUUACUUUUAUAGAUUAUUUUUUAGAAAAAGCGACUAAAACCACUGUACUUUUAUAAAUUAUUAGUUAUUCUUAUGUAUUAUUAGUAGUAUAAUAAGAAUAAGAAAAUUUGAUAUAACUAUAGAUUUCAAUAUAAAUUAAUCUCAAGAAGUGUGAAUUGUUAACAUAGACCAAACAAUAAGAAAACAAAUUAUCCGGUCACAGGACUGUUUGUUUAAGUGUUAUUUGGUUAUUUGACGUUUGACGCUAUUUGAUAGGCCAAAACUACUUUUAUCAUGCCUAGUUAUGUAUUAAAUAGGUAUGUAUAGUAUCACAAACUUAUCUGCUCAGCCUAAUUACAUAUGGACUAGUAUCGCACCCAAUUUCACGAACAUAAUUGUCUGUCAUUUUUGAAGAAAACUAGCUUAGAUUCGGUAUUUAAACUAAACUAGAAGUUGUUGACUGUUUGUUACACAAUUCAACUACACAACCAGGUAUUUUAACACGUUCAUUGCCACACCACGCGAUGUCGUGUGAAGCGGCCUUUUACGCUGUGCCCGGUAAAGCGACAUCGCGUGGUGAAUAUCAAUCAACAUAGAAAAUCGGCCAUUUAUGUAAUUCCAAGAUUUUGGCUUGACAAUGAACGUGUUAACGGAGCUCUUUAUCCGACGAACGAUUAUGAAACAUUGAUUCUGUAGAUUCUGUAGAGACAGUUUUUAUAAUCGGAUUUGAUGGUUGAUAAUGUACUUUGACAAAAAAGUAACGUCUAACGAGGCAGGUCCUUGUGUAAUUAGUCUGAGCUUGUCUGGCCCAGUGAAGAUGUCACUUUUGUCGCACUUUUUGUUAUUUUCACGACCGCUGCGACGUGAGUUCCUAUUACUCUUUGCGCUAGGUCCAGUUUUGGCCACUGGGUCCGAUGAUGUUAGACGAAAAAAGAGGUAGAUAGGUUGCAAACCUGAGCUCAGUCGCUGCCUGUCGUCGAGCCGUUGACAACGCCGCUGAAACAUUUUUUGUGUGCCAGUUGUAAACAUUGAAUGUGGUUUAUGUAACCUAUCUACCUCUUUUUUCUUCUAAUGUCAUUGACCGGGUCAGAUAAGUUUGUGGCACUGUACAUAGAUUUCAUUGUGCAAAUUACAUCACAAUUUCUAAACCACUGAGAUUUUUAAACUAGAUUUUUUUUAAUGCUUUUAAUAUUCUAGAUAUUGUCCAUAGGCUGCAGCUUAUUGCCAGUUUUUUAAGUUAUUAAUUUUAAGUUGAGUCUUUGUAAGCAUCUCGGUAGCUUUUAUAGCUUUAAGGGCAAUGACAUCUUGGUUCGAUGUUUCACUUUGUCAUAAAUAUAUGUUUAUGCUUGAAACUUUCUAGGCUUACAAUUUUCAAGAAAAGCUUUGUAACGCAUAGUGAACAUAAACAAUUGUAAAAUACUAUAUGUAAAAACUAAAAUACUCUGUGGCACAGAAUGCGUCUGGUACAAUCUAUCGAUACAGUAAUAAUUAUUCUUUUUCUACGCCCAUUGCGUAAUUUGCUAAAUUUUUUGGAAUUAUUUUUUUUAAAUGAAAAUGAAAUUUAUUCAUUUUACACAUUACAUUAAAUAAUAGGACUGAGAGCUCCUUUUAAGUAAAUACCUGUGUCAGAAGGUCUCAAAAAAUAAAAAUCAAAUGAAAUUUGGAGCUAAUGAUUGUAUCUCGCAUAUACUGUGACAUUUUGAUGCACUGUAAGACUUCAUACAAAAUAUUUUGUAAAUAAGAUUGUUAAAUCUGUAGAGGCUUACACUGUGAUGGAGCGACGGAAAGAUUUCCUUUAAAAAAUAAUAUAAUACAUAGAUAAUUCCUUAUUUUUUAUUCCUAAUUUUAAGUAACACAAUAAUUCUAACGCCUUUCAUUACAAGUCAAUUAGUGUUUGGAUAAUAAUCUUCAUUCUAUAUACUAUUUAUAUUGUAAAAUGCAUAUUAUACACUGUGGUACUGAUACUGAAUCUUAUAAUAACGCUUUAUGAAUCAUAAAAUUAAAUUCGCCAUUAGAAAAGGAUUCAAUUAAUUUGUGGGUUGUUUAUAUUAUUUAUACGUGCGUACAUAAUGUUUACUACAUAUUAAUUAAUGAAGUUGACGUGCAGCAAAUGAUGGUUAAUCUGAAUGCACCCUUACUUGAAUCACAUUCACCCCAUAUUAAAAUUUAAAUCUCGAUUUUUUCUGAGUAAAGUGAAUCUUAUCACUACCCUUUAAAGUUCACUUUACCUUAAAGAAAUCCUUAUCCAUGUUUAUUAUUAGGCGGUUAAAGUAUAAUUGUAAGUUGAACCACCAUUAUAAGUUAAAUUAAAACAAUGCGCUUGUUUGUAUUUGUUAAAUUUCUAGCUAAAAUACUUUUAACUAGAAAUUAAAAAGAUAGCCUCCUAAAACACUAAAAUUUAAAUAGAAAAUUACAUUCAUUCAAUUCUAAAAAAAUGUAGUUCAACUUAGAAAGUAUUCCUAUUACUAUAUAACUAUACUAUUAAUUAAUAUAUUUUUAAAAUACUUGCGAAUAUUAUUUAAAAUAUAAAAAAGAUAGCAUAUAAUGUUAAAAAUGAUUUACAAAAUACAUUAAAAACAUUUUAUUUUUAACUUGAAACAUCUUUUACCUGCGUUUAUCUGAAACAAUUAUUUUAAAUAAGGAUAAAGAAGUUUAAGGUAUUUAUUUUAUUUACACAAUUGAUUGUUUUAAUAAAAUAGUACACUACAGUUAUUUCUUCAGUAGAGAAUGCGACAGAAUUUUUAAAAGAAAAACUAAGAAAAUUUCUUUUAUCCCAAUUUUAAUGAUUGCUUAUAUUAAAGUUUAGAAUGUUAAGUUGAAGUCAUAUUGCUUAGUCAUUUUCGUAGUUUUAGGCGCUAAAUGUAACGUGUUGAUAUGUAUUAUGUUUUUUUUUUCUUUAUUUGGAUUUUUUCAGUCACAUGAUGCGUUUGGAGUAAGACUCAUCAAUGCUCACGCAAAAAUAUCUGAAUGAUUUCGUUUGUGGUUUAUUUCAAUAAAUAUUAUGACGUAUAGACUGUAGGUAUAUAUAUUUUGAUGUUUUUAUAUUUUAUUUAUGUCAUAUAUUUUUUAACUGCCCGCUCAAUUAAGUAUGACUAAAAUCUGUACUCUUAUUAAAACUAACAAUGGCUCAGUAUAAGUAUACGAACAAAUUGUAUUGCAUCACUAACUCUUUUACUUGAAAUUAUUUUUAAAUUAAAACUGUUUUCAUCUUUUGUCUACGUAAUUAAUGGGUUUGUUUGUUCGAUUACAUAUUUAGUGGUAAUCUAUAAGUUUGUUUGUUUUUUUUAUCAAUAGCUUCAUAAUUUAGG
Bicyclus anynana (squinting bush brown) is the source of this 11352-nucleotide messenger RNA. RefSeq names its product TATA-binding protein-associated factor 172 (gene Hel89B). The record is from RefSeq and is a predicted model, not a curated record. The transcript has 34 exons. Lineage: Eukaryota; Metazoa; Arthropoda; Insecta; Lepidoptera; Nymphalidae. The coding region runs from base 243 to 6494 and encodes 2083 amino acids. Gene Ontology annotation, molecular function: TBP-class protein binding; DNA binding; ATP binding.